Penicillium samsonianum is the source of this 339-nucleotide messenger RNA. RefSeq lists its product as uncharacterized. The transcript has a single exon. NCBI's taxonomy places the organism in Eukaryota, Fungi, Ascomycota, Eurotiomycetes, Eurotiales, Aspergillaceae. The record is from RefSeq and is a predicted model, not a curated record. The coding region runs from base 1 to 339 and encodes 112 amino acids.
AUGGCACCAUCAAAGCAAAAGCACCAUUUCAUCCCUCGAUUUAUCUUGAGAAAGUUUGCACCGGAAGAUCAACCCCCAGCAGGGCCGGCAAAUAGGGGUAAAAAGAAGAAAACCAGAAAGCGUCUUGACUUCCUGGUGAACAAGAUUGAUCUUGAAAGAUCCGUUUUGACUCAGCGACCAGUUUCGACCGAGUUUGCCCUCGUCGACAUGUAUCGAGACCCCGGUUUCGAUGAGAAUCCUUACCAAGUUUUCAGAUCUCGAGCGUCAAGUGAGCGAGAUUAUUCGGCGCGCACACAACCAAUUUUCUCGAAGCUUGACCCUCGAACUCAAUCGGAUUGA